AUGCCGCCAGACAGUGAUACUAUUGUAGUAAAUACUCAAGAAAACAGACAGGAGAGCCUAGGCCCAGAGGCUCAAAUCGAUAGAGAAAUGGAGAUAGAGUCUACUCCAGCUACACCUACUCAAAACCAACAAACACCUAGCGUGUUUGAAAUACCAAUACUACCACCAAAUAAACGAUAUGCCAACUUCUCACCAGAGAAUACUUACAGAGGCAGAAACCCAUACCAAAACAUCUCCAGCCCAAAACCAAUAGCCAAGAACUCUGAGCAGGCAAUCUAUUGGGCUAGAGACCUUAUUCUCCAAGCCUCUACAAUGGAAGAGUCCCAUGUAGCUCAAAACAAGCUACUAGAGCUACUAGACGUCUUUAGAGACUAUACUGAAACAGGCAGAGUAGCCAACCAAUUCACAGAAAAGCUAUCUGCUAAGCUAGCGUACCACUCAGCCACGCUCGCAAACGCCUCGCAGCAAGCAGCAAAGACGCUUAAACAAGCUACAACUGCAGCUUCAAACAAGGCACAACCAGCAGCCCAACUAACUCAAAAACCAACCCAAACUACCUACGCUGCAAUAGCAGCAAAUAACUCAAACCAGGCCUGGAUAACAGUCCAGCCAAGAAAGAAGCCAGCGCAAUCAGCCAAGAAACCAGCAUCCUACUACCAGACGCUAGUUACGCUAGAAGAGGGCCAAACAAUUAGCCCUCUACUAGUUAGAAAUAAGAUUAACCAAGCCUUCCAGAAGGCAGGCAUUACCGGGCCAGUCAUCCAGCAAGUAGCUACCAGUAGAAGAAACAACCUUAUCCUCACAACUACUGAAGGAUACUCAGGAGAGUUUCUCCUAAAGCAAGUCAACACCUGGCAAAACCAGCUACCAAUUAAGAAAGCCCAGCCACUAGAGUCUUGGACUAAACUUGUGGUACAUGGAGUGCCAACAACAUUCGAUGGAGCUGAAAGCCUUCAGCUACUCCACACAGAGAUCCCAACAUAUAAUAAGAACCAAACUAUCGUUGGGAACCCCUACUGGCUAUCUAGAAGCUGGAAAGAUAAGCAAACAAGCUCUGUUGUUAUUGCUUUUAAAUCUGAAGAAGAAGCGAAGAAGAUUGCAAGUGCCAAGGAUUUGGACACAGCUUUAGCAGAUGCAAAAACAUAG
This is a messenger RNA of Bipolaris sorokiniana ND90Pr, 1146 nucleotides long. RefSeq lists its product as uncharacterized. The coding region runs from base 1 to 1146 and encodes 381 amino acids. Lineage: Eukaryota; Fungi; Ascomycota; Dothideomycetes; Pleosporales; Pleosporaceae. The transcript is spliced from 2 exons. The record is from RefSeq and is a predicted model, not a curated record.